Molecule: messenger RNA, 465 nt
Organism: Perognathus longimembris pacificus (Pacific pocket mouse)
Lineage: Eukaryota; Metazoa; Chordata; Mammalia; Rodentia; Heteromyidae
Product: microtubule-associated proteins 1A/1B light chain 3B-like
Exons: 2
Coding region: 18-398 (126 amino acids)
Biological process (GO): macroautophagy; autophagy of mitochondrion; cellular response to nitrogen starvation
Cellular component (GO): autophagosome; autophagosome membrane; cytosol
Molecular function (GO): ubiquitin protein ligase binding
Source: RefSeq, a predicted model, not a curated record
CUCCCCGGGCCUGCACCAUGCCUUCGGAGAAGACCUUCAAGCAGCGCCGCACCUUCGAGCAGAGAGUGGAAGACGUGCGCACGCUCAUCCGGGAGCAGCACCCCACCAAGAUCCCGGUGAUAACAGAGCGGUCCAAGGGCGAGAAGCAGCUGCCGGUCCUGGACAAAACCAAGUUCCUGGUGCCAGACCACGUGAACAUGAGCGAGCUCAUCAAGAUCAUCAGAAGGCGUCUUCAGCUCAACGCCAACCAGGCCUUCUUCCUCUUGGUGAAUGGACACAGCCUGGUGAGCGUGUCCACGCCCAUCUCGGAGGUGUACGAGAGCGAGAAGGACCAGGACGGCUUCCUGGACAUGGUGUACGCCUCCCAGGAGACCUUCAGAACCAAGCUGCCUGUGUAGGACUACAACAGCCUUCUCCAGGUUAACCCUUGUCGAGGAAGAAAAGGGAUAUUCCCCAUGCGAUUGG